UCGCCUCACUCUUCUUCCUCAAAACCGAAGAAAAGAGCAAACCGCCUCUCUUAACUCUCCCUCCAACUCACACAAACUCCUUCAUUUCUGUUAUACUCGCCUUACCCAUGGCUCUACUCGUCGAGAAGACCACAUCUGGCCGCGAGUACAAGGUCAAGGACAUGUCCCAGGCCGACUUCGGCAGGCUCGAAAUCGAGUUAGCCGAAGUAGAAAUGCCUGGUCUUAUGUCUUGUCGUACUGAAUUUGGCCCAUCACAGCCGUUCAAAGGUGCUAGAAUCACCGGAUCUCUACACAUGACCAUUCAAACUGCUGUUUUGAUUGAAACUUUGACUGCUUUGGGUGCUGAGGUUAGAUGGUGUUCUUGUAACAUCUUUUCUACUCAGGACCAUGCUGCUGCUGCUAUUGCACGUGAUAGCGCUGCUGUUUUCGCCUGGAAGGGUGAGACUUUGCAGGAGUACUGGUGGUGUACCGAGAGGGCUCUUGACUGGGGUCCAGGUGGUGGACCCGAUCUGAUUGUCGAUGAUGGUGGUGAUGCUACUCUCUUGAUUCAUGAAGGUGUUAAAGCUGAAGAAGAGUUUGCUAAGAAUGGGACAGUCCCAGAUCCUACCUCUACUGAUAACCCCGAGUUUCAGCUUGUCCUUACUAUUAUCAAGGAAAGCUUAAAGACUGAUCCUUUAAAAUACACCAAGAUGAAGGAGAGACUUGUUGGUGUUUCUGAGGAAACUACCACUGGUGUUAAGAGGCUUUACCAGAUGCAGGCUAAUGGAACUUUGCUUUUCCCUGCUAUCAACGUUAAUGACUCUGUUACCAAGAGCAAGUUUGAUAACUUGUAUGGAUGCCGCCACUCGCUGCCCGAUGGUCUCAUGAGGGCUACUGAUGUUAUGAUUGCCGGAAAGGUUGCCUUUAUUGCUGGUUAUGGAGAUGUCGGCAAGGGUUGUGCUGCUGCCAUGAAACAAGCAGGUGCCCGUGUUAUUGUGUCUGAGAUUGACCCUAUCUGUGCUCUCCAGGCUACCAUGGAAGGCCUCCAGGUUCUUCCUCUCGAGGAUGUUGUUUCUGAUGUUGAUAUCUUUGUCACCACAACCGGUAACAAGGACAUCAUCAUGGUUGACCACAUGAGGAAGAUGAAGAACAAUGCUAUUGUCUGCAACAUCGGUCACUUCGACAACGAAAUCGACAUGCAUGGUCUUGAGACCUUCCCUGGUGUGCAGAGGAUCACAAUUAAGCCUCAAACCGACAGAUGGGUCUUCCCAGACAGCAAGAGUGGCAUCAUUGUCUUGGCUGAGGGUCGUCUCAUGAACUUGGGAUGUGCCACUGGACACCCUAGUUUCGUCAUGUCAUGCUCUUUCACUAACCAGGUCAUUGCCCAGCUGGAGUUGUGGAAGGAGAAGAGCAGUGGCAAGUAUGAGAAGAAGGUGUAUGUCUUGCCAAAGCACCUCGAUGAGAAGGUCGCUGCCCUUCAUCUCGGAAAGCUCGGAGCCAAGCUCACUAAACUCUCCAAGGACCAAGCUGAUUACAUUAGCGUACCAGUUGAGGGUCCUUACAAGCCUGCUCACUACAGGUACUGAGGGAAGACAAUUUGACAUUGUCGGCAUGAUUGUUUUGCUUUGAUUAUUGUUGGGGAUGAAGUUGGCAUGAUUUGCUGGGAAGAGUGGGUCUCCUUUGAAAGAAGACAAAUGUUUCGAAUAAGUUUAGAUUAUGGUUGGUGGUGUGAUAUGAUAUUGCAGCAAGUUUAGAUCCAUUUGCUGUUUGCUAUGAUUUUUGUUUCAAGAAUUCAAAGCAACAUGUUUUCGUUUUUCGCGUUGAUCUUUGCCUAUUUGAAAUUUACUGAUGUUAUUGCCAAAGAAAAGAUCAGUGAAGGCACAGACUAUGCCAA
Molecule: messenger RNA, 1873 nt
Organism: Lycium barbarum (goji berry)
Lineage: Eukaryota; Viridiplantae; Streptophyta; Magnoliopsida; Solanales; Solanaceae
Product: adenosylhomocysteinase-like
Exons: 3
Coding region: 108-1565 (485 amino acids)
Biological process (GO): L-methionine cycle
Cellular component (GO): cytosol
Molecular function (GO): adenosylhomocysteinase activity
Source: RefSeq, a predicted model, not a curated record